AUGUCGGGCUCCGGCGAUCGUCGCGGCGGCGGGCCUCCGGGUUCCGAUGGUGGCUGGGAAACCAUGGGGAAGAAGUCAAAGAAACAAGGGCAAGUAGGUGGGAGACAGUGGGCACCAUGGAGUUCCACAAAUGCGACACCUAACACAGCAAGGCCAGCAUGGGGUGGCAAUGGUUCCUCGCACCCUUCUGGAACAAGUUGGGCUCAAGCUUCAGAUCGUGGUGCUGCUAACCGAUGCAAUCCUAGACCGCCACCACAAACACUGCGCCCUGUUGUGACUCCUCCUCUGGCAAAUGGUUGGCAGUGGCAAUCCAGGCCUCGCCCAUCUGGUUCUGAAGUAGAGAAGGAUGAUGCUCCUCCAUCUGGUUCUGACCCUGAGGUGGAGAAUGUUGAUGGCAGCAAUGCAUCAGAUGAUGAUGAUGAUUUGAGUGAUGAUAUCAGUGAUGACUAUGAUUCUGAUGCAAGUGAGAAAAGUUUUGAGACUCGAAAAACUAACAAGUGGUUCAAAGGGUUCUUUGAAGUCUUGAAUACAUUGUGUGUGGAACAGAUUAAUGAACAAACUAGGCAAUGGCACUGCCCGGCAUGCAAAAAUGGACCUGGGGCAAUUGACUGGUACAAAGGUCUGCAACCUUUAAUGACUCAUGCUAGAACAAAGGGUUCUACAAGGGUUAGGCUUCACAGAGAAUUGGCUGCAUUGCUGGAAGAGGAGCUCUCUCGCAGGGGAACUUCAGUGAUACCAGCGGGCGAACAAUUUGGGAAAUGGAAAGGGCUGCGAGAAAGCACUGAUCGGGAGAUAGUGUGGCCACCAAUGGUUAUUGUUAUGAACACCUUCUUGGAAAAAGAUGACGAUGAUAAGUGGAAGGGCAUGGGGAACCAAGAGCUCCUUGAUUAUUUCGGAGAAUAUGCAGCAACUAAAGCACGUCAUGCCUAUGGUCCCUCUGGGCACCGUGGUAUGAGUGUGUUAAUAUUUGAAAGCUCAGCUGUGGGCUACAUGGAAGCUGAACGUCUGCAUAGGCACUUUGUUAAUCAAAAUAAAGACAGGAAUGCAUGGCAGCUCAACAAGGUUCGAUUCGUACCUGGUGGGAAAAGGCUGCUAUUUGGUUUCUUAGCGAGCAAAGAGGAUAUGGAGGUGUUUAAUAAGCAUUGCCAUGGUAAAAGCCGUCUGAAGUAUGAGAUGAAGUCUUACAAUGAGAUGGUGGUGAUGCAAAUGAAACAGAUGAGUGAAGACAACCAACAACUGAAUUACCUGAAGAACAAGGUGGUUAAGACAGAGCAGCGCUCUAAAGCAGUAGAAGAAACAUUGGGUGUUAUUACCCAGAAGCUACGUGAGACUAUGGAAGAAAAUAUAUUUGUCAGGAGUAAAGCAAAAGAGAAGCACUUGGAGUAUGAGCAAGAGAUGAAGUACCAGGAGGAAUUUUUUCAUAGUCAAAUUGAGGAUAUUCACAAGGCCACAGAGGAUAAAGAAAAGCUGUUUGAGAAGUUGCUGCAGGAGGAGCGCUCAAAGGCUAGACGCUUUGAUGUAGAUUCUGGAACUACCGAAGAUCGUAAGCUAAGGAAGGAUCAUGUACAGAAGUUCAUUGAUUGCCAGGUCAAGGAUGUGGCAGAGUUUGAAGCUGAGCGGGAUGAGCUGAUCAAAGUCCACGAGGAGAAGAAGAUGAAGCUGAAGAAAGAGUACAUGGAGAAGGAGCUGGAGCUGGAGAAGGAGCUCGAGGCAGCCCUGACGGGCCUGAUGGAGAAGCAUAAGCCAGAUACCUUUGAGGCCUCCAGCUCGUAA
Molecule: messenger RNA, 1773 nt
Organism: Miscanthus lutarioriparius
Lineage: Eukaryota; Viridiplantae; Streptophyta; Magnoliopsida; Poales; Poaceae
Source: the annotation of a GenBank genome assembly